This is a messenger RNA of Coccidioides posadasii C735 delta SOWgp, 1061 nucleotides long. RefSeq lists its product as uncharacterized. The record is from RefSeq and is a predicted model, not a curated record. Lineage: Eukaryota; Fungi; Ascomycota; Eurotiomycetes; Onygenales; Onygenaceae.
UGCUAAAUUGGAUCCCAAUGGAAAAGUACUCUCAGUUUCGCGAUCGAGCCUCUGGUAUCGCACCAUUCCUCCCGGUCGUUGGCCAGGUGCAGCCAUUGACCUUCGCCCUAAAGCUCGUUCUCUUUUGUAUUCGACUUCCUCUCUUCGCCUUCGCCUUGUUCGUAUACUUUGGGGUUUUACAAUGGCUCCCAAUUGGAUCGCUAGGAAAUAAAGCUUGUCUGUGGGCCAUCGCGGGCGUUGCUGGUUUGUGGUGGGCCGACUUGCACAUUGACGGGGUUAAGAAAGGAUCUCUCGCCCGACAACAUGCCAACCGCCUCCCCCAGCCAGGGUCGGUUAUUGCAUCCUCGUUUACCUCGCCCGUCGAUUCUCUCUAUCUCGCUGCGGUAUUUGACCCGAUAUUCACGGUUUCGUAUCCCUCUACACAGAAGUUACGACGCGUUUCGCUGUUUCAAGCCAUUCUGCAUGCAUUUUCCAUUCCAGAAACGCAUCCUUCAUCUUCAGAUCUCACAGAACUCCCUUCUCUUUUGAAACAGUACCCGCACCACUGUAUUGUUGUGUAUCCGGAAUGCACCCCUACAAAUGGAAAGGGAAUCUUGGAACUCAGUCCCUCAAUCACUUCUGCGCCCGCUGGCGCUAAAGUAUUUCCCGUCAAUCUCCGGUAUACACCCGGAGAUAUCACCACCCCUAUCCCCAAAUCCUACUUUGGUUUUCUUUGGAACUUGUUGAACCACGCGACUCAUUCCAUUCGGGUCAGGAUUGGGGAACCCGUCAUUGUUGGACAAAAUGACCCAAACAAUUUCAUCUUUGAUGAACAGCAGACGUUGCUCACCCAAGUUGGUGACGCUCUCGCAAGGCUGGGCCGCGUCAAACGGGUUGGCCUCGGUGUAAGGGAAAAGCAACAGUUUAUUAAAAUGUGGUCCAAAAACAAGAAAGGUCUGCUGAGCUGAAUGGAAGAGGAGGAAGUGCCUAUGCUUGAUCAGUUCUACGUACAACCUGCUCAAUCCGCUCCGUCCUUGGAAGGCAACUGGCGCCUAGUCCCUGGCCAAAAUUCUACCGUUUUU